AUGAGUGAAGCUACAAAGUACAAUUUGAAAAACCCAGGCGUAAAGAGAAUUAUGCAAGAGGCUAAAGAAUUGGCGAGUGAGAGCACCUAUGAAUAUAGCGCUCAUCCACUGGAGGACAAUAUAUUUGAAUGGCAUUUCACAGUACGUGGACCCAAAGAUACAGAUUUUGAAGACGGAAGAUACCAUGGACGUAUCAUUUUACCAAAUGAAUAUCCUUUCAAGCCGCCCGAGUUGAUUUUUUUGACACCAAAUGGUAGAUUUGAAUUAAACACAAAAAUCUGCCUUAGCAUUACUGGAUUUCACCCAGAGUUUUGGCAGCCAGCAUGGGGAAUUCGAACAGUAUUGCUGGCAGUGAUUGGGUUCUUUCCUACAGAGGCAAGAGGGGCUAUCGGUGGGUUAGAUUACUCUAAAGAGGAACGUCGUCGAUUGGCAAAAAAAUCCAUUGGUUGGGUCUGUCCUGUUUGCGACGUAAAUACAAAAGAUGCAUUGAGUGAUACACCACCAGAUGUUCCUAGCAAAAAGGAACAAUUGCCAGAUUUUAUGAUCACAUAUAAACCCGAACGUGUAGAAGAUCAAAAAGAGCAAGAAGAUUCAACAAAAGCUGCUGGAUCGAGUCAAAGCAGCAAUAGUGAUAAUCUGCAACUGUCAACAGCAGUUGAGGAUUUGGAAUCAAAGAAUGAUGAAAAGGGUUCAAUCAAUGAUCCAGCAUCCUCAGCGACAACAGCCGAAAAUGUACCUCCUCAGAUCAUUCAACCUCAAGUCAUGGCUGUCAAUGGCAUGUCUACGAAUACCAACAGCAGCGAUGCUAGCACUCCUCAGCAAAGUGAUGCAUCUCCUUUAUGGUUAGAUGCACUGAUUGCAGGGCUUGUCUCGUUUAUUGUAGUUCUUGUUUGUCGUAGAUAUUUUUUCUAA
Mucor velutinosus is the source of this 912-nucleotide messenger RNA. RefSeq lists its product as uncharacterized. The record is from RefSeq and is a predicted model, not a curated record. The coding region runs from base 1 to 912 and encodes 303 amino acids. The transcript has 7 exons. NCBI's taxonomy places the organism in Eukaryota, Fungi, Mucoromycota, Mucoromycetes, Mucorales, Mucoraceae.